Mizuhopecten yessoensis (Yesso scallop) is the source of this 4003-nucleotide messenger RNA. RefSeq lists its product as uncharacterized. NCBI's taxonomy places the organism in Eukaryota, Metazoa, Mollusca, Bivalvia, Pectinida, Pectinidae. The coding region runs from base 160 to 2031 and encodes 623 amino acids. Gene Ontology annotation, biological process: apoptotic process; regulation of apoptotic process. The transcript has 11 exons. The record is from RefSeq and is a predicted model, not a curated record.
GUAUUACAACCUGACCUUAACCGUGUAACAUUUUCAGGUUUUAGAUAAUGGUCUAGGUACGCUAUCGCUUAACGGUUACGAGGAAAUCAGGUUCGAUAUUUACUCGACUAGGAAUAAUGAUUUUGUGAAUCAUGUGAGCAGCAGGGAGGUUGAUUCAGGAUGUAUACGGCAGGGAUGGCAGCCAUCUUGAUUCUGAGGUCUAUUGUGCUACUCAACUUUAUUCUACCAAUAUAUGAUGCAGCUGUUGCAAAUGCAGAUUGCCCGGAGUUAAUAAACCUCACUAAGAAGUCAUUGAUUGUUACAAAACAUAACGCGUUUGCGAUGGACGCUGACGUCGAUGACCGAUCCAACGGCACGGUGGUCAAGCUGACAUGUAACGAUUUUGUUACCUUGAUCCUUAAUGACACGGGGACCAUUCGUUGUAUAGGCGGAAAAUGGGAUCCCCCUCAACCCCACUGUAUCCCGAGGCCACCGCCUCCCGUACCAAACAACCCGCAUCUGGACACUAUAAUUGGUGGACUCAUUUCCGGCUGUAUUUUCGUCCUUAUCCUGGUGUCCAUACCAGAAAUGGUCAAGCGAGGAAGGGCAUGGCGAUUGAGCAAAUUACAAGAAGCUGCCAAACUUCUCGAAGAAGAAAAUCAGAAAAGGUUCUUUAAAGUAUGGACAUGCGGAAGAAACACAAAACAAUUUAUCAAGGCAAAUGGACUGACGUCACUGAUGCGUGCAGCAUCGCGGACAUUCAAGAAACCAUCUAUAGCCCGCAUCGUUCUCGAGGAGGACGGAACGGAAGUCGAUACUGAUGACAUCCUCGACGUAUGUGCAGAUCUGACAUUAAUGGCUUUAGCUGAAGGAGAACUUUGGUGGGACCGCAAUAUCAACAGUGAUGAUGGUCGUUUGGACGACAAACGUUUGACGUUCGAUGUUUGUAACCAAGAUAGGACUAAGAGAAAGCUGAUUCUGGCCACCGAUCUGCGUGACCUUUACAGACAAGGUCAACUGGUGUUUGGUUAUCUGCCCUCACGCGCCUGUUCAGAGUCGGACGGAACACUUAUUGACCAACACGUAUUGUUUGCAUUUGUCGAGAGUACAAUAAUGCUUCUAGAACAAGGUGGUACUUGGUCUUCCCCGUCAAGUCCGUCCAACCCUUCUUCAGUGUAUACCUUGCCCAGCAUCGACAGGAGCAGUGUACGUAAUAGCGUCAGUGACAGCAUGAUGUUCAAGGUUUGGUCAAGUGAUCAUAUGCUGAAACUGGUAGUAUUUGCAAGGAAUCUUGCCGACCUUCAUAUCAAAGCGGCCAAGUCUCACGGACUCCCGAAUCCUAUCGAGAUUUCAGAGCUAUCUUCCGGUGACGUCAUCACAUCUGAUACACACCUGACGUCUCUUGCCAACGAGGUCUUGAUAAUAAAAUCCUCAAAGUAUGCUAGUGACAAUAACUACCAAUACAUUGAAAAAGGAUCUGAGAGUGAUUUCAUGAGUCUAACAUCUCAGAACGAGUUUCCAUCGGGAGGGCGACAUGAUGACUACGCAAAAGUGCAGAAGAACUGGUCUGGCAAAGAACGUCCGCAGAACAGCACACAUAUAUCGAAGGAACAUGUUCCAUCUAACUCUGUGCCACGAAAUGAACAACAUCGUCUAGGAUCUUCAUCUCGUGAAAACGGACAUGUACCUAAUGGAUUUCCACAGCGUGAAAUUGGACAUACUUCAAACGAUAGGUUAAACAGCUUGAACGAAGGCAAUCGCUACGACCCGUUGCCGUCAAGAGCGACUAUGUUUACAUUCGAUAAACCCAGCCAAAAUAAUUUCAGGAACAGUUUCAUAGAUAUGACAGAGCAAGAUCCACGAUCAACACACAAAAAUAAUUUCGGAUAUCUGCGCGAUAUGUCGGAUGAAUCAAAUAGAAAACCUAGCGUUCAUGAAAUGAGUCAACUAAAAUCCAACCCAGUAUACACGCCCCAGCAUCAUAGCCACUCUCGGCCUAUGGUCAUUACGGGUGGAGCUAAGCAGACAGAAUACAGCGACGUCCUCUUUUGAUUGAACGUUUUGUGGAUUUAGGAAAGUUUGGUACAAGUAACCAAUUUAGUGAGUGAGUUGGAAACUACAUCAAUCAAAUUUGGCGAAGAGUAAUUAAUUACACCAUGGUCGACAUUUAUCAAUCAUGCUACUGCUUAGUAAUAAAGUCUGUUUCAAGCCUAAAACAAUCGUCGAAAAUACAUUAUACUUACCCGAGACUUGUAGCUAUCACCGGAACGUUCCUGUUGUUAGUCCUACCCAGUUGAAGCUAGUAUCACGAUUCCAUAGUUUCUGUGUAUAACGCAAUACUAUUGAUUCCUGAUAGCGGAGUGCACAAUACUUUUUCGUUAUCUAAACAUUUAUUACUGAUAAAAUUGAUGUCGCCGAUAUCGUAUAAUGAUGCAUAUUAAUAUGGAAGUAAUGCGGGAUCCGCUUAAAUCAUAUACACGGCCAAAAAGUAAAGGGUUAACAUGGAAAACGCUAUUUGUCUUCUAUUUGCUUUAUAUUUAUUCCAAAUGUUCGACAAAACUUAAUGUUUCAGACAUUUAUCGACGGAACAAGAAAUAUGUUGGUUACAAUUUCGGUUGUUACUAGGUUUAACCUCCUAUCAAUAGCUAAGGUCAUAAAAGGACGUUUUCCACGUGCGCCGUGCAUGUGUGCCGGAAGCAGGGUAUGUACUAGAAAAUAGGGCUUGAAAACAGAAUCAGUAUUUUAGCUAGAGAACGGUUUAAUCCAUGAAUACUGCCCAUAUAUGUCAAGCAUAAUAUUUAUACUUCAUACUCAAGUUCAUUGCUGUCUUGGAGGAGAAUGGAUAAGUUUUAUAUAUUACAAUGCAUUAUGUUAUACGUGUGUAUAAAUAAUAUACUUUUCAAUGCGAGUCGUUUGAUUACUAUUUUGUUAUAUAUCUGCUGAACUUAUUUUACAACAAUUAUGAAAAAAGUCAUGUUAACUUAUGUUUAAUCAAUCUUGUUGGCCCGGAUGUUAGCGCAGAGGGUCUUUUUGCAGAGGAAACCGGAGUAAUCCGAAAAAAACACACGUGGUGUGACAGGUGACCCAUACCUUUUCACAUUAGGUAACAAAACCCCGGCCGUUUUGGUGAAAGGCGAAUGUGCUAUCAACUGCGCCAACAUAUAAGAUUAUGUUAUUAAUUGUUAAUUUUGUUAGAAAAGAAGAAAAGAAUAAAGUUGAUCUCAAUGAUGGAUUAUUUUCAUGAAAUAGCUUUUUGAUAUUCAAAGUAUAGUCUUUAUCAGCAAGCGAGUUCCUGUAAAGCAUUCUUAUAGUUUAAAACUGAAGACAGUUGGUGAUUUGAAAAAAGAUUGAAGACACGAUAUGAUCAGCAUAGCGCUUUUGAUAUUAAUGUGUUGUUCAAAAAUCAUUUUCAUUCCCCCAUCAAAUAUAGUUGAAGGCUGUCGGGGCGGGGUCAGCCUCUUUACGAUGUAGUGUCCUCUUGCAAGAGGGCUCGCAUUCCUACAUGAACAUGUUCAUUCGUUUGUUACCUCUGCCUUUCUUUGAUUUCAUUGAUUUUUAUAUUUUUUAUCGACUAUUUAUUGGCCCGAAUUACUUCGUAGAUGGGCCGUUAGGCAUGCAAUAAUAAUGAUUACCUUUUAAGCGGUGUUUUUUCUUUUGCGUCCCGAUUUCGAAUUCUACUACAAUGUCAACACAAAUACUGUGUUAUAGGUCAAAAACAUUCCUGAUUGAAAACCUAGUUUUCAUUUAGUGUAUAUAAGUGUCCUAUGCGUAUUCGUACAACUUUUACUGGUUACAUUGUGUGCUUUUCAUUGGUUCGAAAGUAAUGUCAUUACUUUUUCAGUGUCUUCGUUACUCCGUGUAUAGCCUCAUGUCCUUGUGUACGGACGACGUGCUACCUUUUUCUAUGUCAUUUUUUAAGUAAUGAAUAAAGGUUACCCAUUAUUGAGACUUUCUAGGCUGCGUUAUCGUUUUGUAUUGUUAAUUUUUACUAUGAUAUAACAUAUCAAUAAACAGGAAGGUAGAC